GUCUCUGGUGCCCGAGUCUCCUCCGCGGCUUCCCAUCCCUUCUGCCCGCUCGGAGUGUGUGCAUGAGUGGGAGCGCUGGGCUGUGCGCGCACGGCUCUCUGCCUCCCUCGCGCCCAGCCACGGCGCCUCCUCCCACUCUGCCUUCUCCCGCUCACUGUGCCCCUGCCCGGACUCGCACCUCGCCGGUGCCCUUCACUCGCUCUUCCGCGUGAUUUCCCCGCCGCCUUUCUCUACCAACUGGGAAUGCUAAAACGGGACUGAUGGACGUGUCAGAACUCUGCAUCCCGGACCCCCUCGGCUACCACAACCAAUGGGAGGAUUUGAGAGCUGCCAGCCACACAGACUGUUCAGGGUGCACACCAGGUCCUGCAGGGCCAGCUGGGCCAUGUGACCUGGUUCACACUCAGCCUGAAGCCUUCAUUGCUGCUGAACAGAAUGUCCGCUGACGACCGGCACCUGGGCUCCAGCUGUGGCUCCUUCAUCAAGACAGAGCCGUCCAGCCCGUCCUCAGGCAUCGAUGCCCUCAGCCACCACAGCCCCAGCGGCUCGUCCGACGCCAGCGGCGGCUUUGGCCUGGCCCUGGGCGCCCAUGCCAACGGUCUGGACUCGCCGCCCAUGUUCGCCGGCGCCGGGCUGGGAGGCACCCCAUGUCGCAAGGGCUACGAGGACUGUGCCAGCGGCAUCAUGGAGGAUUCGGCCAUCAAGUGCGAGUACAUGCUCAACGCCAUCCCCAAGCGCCUGUGUCUCGUGUGCGGGGACAUCGCCUCCGGCUACCACUACGGCGUGGCCUCCUGCGAGGCAUGCAAGGCUUUCUUCAAAAGGACCAUCCAAGGGAACAUUGAAUACAGCUGCCCGGCCACCAACGAGUGUGAAAUCACGAAACGGAGGCGCAAGUCCUGCCAGGCCUGCCGCUUCAUGAAAUGCCUCAAAGUGGGGAUGCUGAAGGAAGGUGUGCGCCUUGACCGAGUACGUGGAGGCCGCCAGAAAUACAAGCGACGGCUGGACUCAGAAAGCAGCCCGUACCUGAGCUUGCAGAUUUCUCCUCCUGCUAAAAAGCCCUUGACUAAAAUUGUCUCCUACCUGCUGGUGGCUGAGCCGGACAAACUCUACGCCAUGCCCCCCCCCGGCAUGCCAGAGGGUGACAUCAAGGCUCUGACCACUCUCUGUGACCUGGCGGACAGGGAGCUCGUGGUCAUCAUUGGCUGGGCCAAGCACAUCCCAGGCUUCUCCAGCCUCUCUCUGGGGGACCAGAUGAGCCUGUUGCAGAGCGCCUGGAUGGAGAUCCUCAUCCUGGGCAUCGUGUUCCGCUCGCUGCCCUACGACGACAAGCUGGUGUAUGCCGAGGACUACAUCAUGGACGAGGAGCACUCCCGCCUGGCGGGGCUGCUGGAGCUCUACCGGGCCAUCCUGCAGCUGGUGCGCAGGUACAAGAAGCUCAAGGUGGAGAAGGAGGAGUUUGUGACGCUGAAGGCCCUGGCCCUGGCCAACUCAGACUCCAUGUACAUCGAGGACCUGGAGGCAGUCCAGAAGCUGCAGGACCUGCUGCACGAGGCGCUGCAGGACUACGAGCUGAGCCAGCGCCAUGAGGAGCCGCGGAGGACGGGCAAGUUGCUGCUGACGCUGCCCCUGCUUCGGCAGACGGCUGCCAAGGCCGUGCAGCACUUCUACAGCAUCAAACUGCAGGGCAAGGUGCCCAUGCACAAACUCUUCCUGGAGAUGCUGGAGGCCAAGGUCUGAGGGCCUGGCACGCGCGGACCGACUCCCGCCCGAGGACAGACAAACGGAUGGACCGACGCAGAGACCUCCACAGCCACCAGCCUCAACGUUCAAGUCCUGUAUCAUGGCCACGAGCAGUCCCAGAGAAAGGGACUUCGCCUCCCAGCUGUGUGCAGAGUCCUGGGUGCUGUGGGGCGGGGGAACGGGCAUGGGAGGGCAGGGUGCGGGCUCAUCUGUAACUGGCUUUUUCUUUGGUAUGUUUUUCCUAGCCACAGGCAGUGCUGAGGCCUGGGCCAGGGCUGACUCCCAAGUGGCUUGGGACCGCUGAGGAAAUGCCCCCUCUUCCCACCAAAUUACCAAGAGGCAGCACACACCUUUCCUAACCCCAUGCUGCCCCCCAUUCCUCUGCCCAUGGUGCAGGGGUGGGCAGUGCUCAGCGCCCAGGACUCUGGCACACUCAGGUGGGGUACCUGACGGAGGUUUUCCUUUCCCAGAUGGCAGGUGCUUUCUUCCAGAGCCCCUGCCUACUCUGGGGUUCUGUGGGGCCCCUCAAGAGGCCCUACACCUUCCACAGUCCAGAUGCUCUCUCCCUCCCUCCCUCCCACCUUCCUUUCUCUCAGCUCCCGGCCCAGGCUCACAUCAAGAGAGUAGUUGCCAGAGCGCAUGCGGUUUCCUGGGCCCCGCAUCCCUCUGUGCACCCCCACCUGCUCUGCUCUUCACUCGUGUGCCAGGGCCAGCCUGUCAUCCCCCCUCAUCUCCCAGGAGUCCUGCUAAUACUUCCUGCCGUACCUCCUGAGUUCUCUCCCGCAGUGGGCUCAGCCAGCCAAGAUGACCUCAGGGCCAUAGCUGGGGACUUGCCGGCUCCAAGAAGAGCAGGGUCCAGGAAGACUCCAGUGCCCCACUUCUGCUUGCUGCUUCCCCCCGCCCACCCCCAUCAUCCUUCCCCGCAGGUCCAGAGCAGGUGGGCCUGUGGGAAGUAGGGGAUAUGCAGUGGCCUGGCCCUGUCUGAGGGCACCCUGGCACUAAUUCUAGACUGGCAGUCCUGGAGGACCAGGGCAGGAUAGGGAGAGGCCCAAACCAAUCUUUGCUGAGCACAGAAAGGUCCAGAAGCAGAGAUGAACAGGCAGGGGAACCCUGAAGACAGGGCCUUAGUGGAGGUCACCAGCCUGCCUGAUCUUUCCUGGCAUCCAGGGCAGUGGGUACCAGGACGCCCCUCCCCCGCAUUCCAAAGGGCUGGAUGAGUCAGUGUCACAGGAGCGGUUGCUUCUGCCACCCUUGCUGCUCCUGCCACCCUUGGACUAAGGAGGUGUGGCCCAGCUCCCUGGGCACAUUGAGGCCCAGCUUUCUGAUGGGACACCCCCCAUCCCCUCCAGUCCUGGCUGUUAUGUAAGGUGACAGCCACCCCGGUUUGCCCAGGACUGGUUAUAGCACUGAAAGUUCCAUUUCCAAGGAAACCCCUCAGUCCUGGCCAAAUGGGGACAGUGGGUCAUGCAUGUCUGUGAGUGGCCAUGAAAGUCCAUUACAACACACUGGGGGAGGGGGACAGCCCUGAACAACCCAUCUGGUGCUCACAGGGCUGACUGACGGCAGCUUAGAGGAUCUCCCGAGGAUGAAGGGGCAUCGAGUGUGAUGGAAAAUGCUCCUUCCAAUCAGCUGCCCUCUAAAGCAGGGAUCAGACCAACCCCACCUGGGACACAUUCCUCGGGAAUCUACACCUGUUCUAACCCGACCUUUUUCCACCCCGAGAGGCAAGCAGAUCCCCCCGACCCGUCACUAGGACCAGGAGGCCAUGUGCCCUCUCCCACAACUCCCAGCUAUUCCCAGGGAAGUGGCUACUGCUGGCUCCACGUCUCCUCUCCCAGACACCGCUCCUCCUGAAGGUUCAUGCUGAGACAUGUUCAGGUCACCCUAGGCAGGAGGGUUCCCAGUGUCUGCUCUUGAAUAUCUUCACGUAGAAAAUGUCAGGGAUUUCAAGAGAUAUCACAGACCAGUGAGGUGUGCCCUCCUCCCUUUUGCCUGCAGGGACUUCAAGGCCACAGUCAGCACUGGGAUGAUCCGGGAUGCUUCAGCCCUAGCUCUUUGUGCAGUUUCCAAUCUGGGUGGAUGGAUGCAUAGGCACCUCUAAGGGACCAGGGAUAAAACCCAAGCCUAACUUAACCGUUAGGGGCCGUGCCCUGAAGUCUGGACCAGAGAGAUCACACAGUGAGAGAACUUGGGGUCCACUCUGCAGGAGCCUCCCCUAUUCUCUCAUUAUGCUAUGUGCUUGAGGAAGUGGGGGAAAAGGGUCGCAUCUCAUCAUCUGGGCACCUGGUUCUCUGCAGUGUGACUUCCUGCUCAAGCAUGAGGAUCCGAGCUGUCAGCCACGCCAGGGGCUUGUGCACAGCUGACCUUUGCAGUCCACCUUUUUCAGGAAAAGCACCUUCAGCUAACAGUGCAACUGGUUUGCAGUGAGUGGGUGUUCGGUACCCAGAAUAGCUUUGUCUCGCUGGAUCUAGGGCAGGUGACCCAGCAUUAGAGCCCAUUUACAGCAGGGAGGGGGCGGUGGUCCUGAUGGCUUGGUGCCAGUGAGAUGGAUGCUGCUACUUCUGCUGCUUU
This is a messenger RNA of Vicugna pacos (alpaca), 4311 nucleotides long. The record is from RefSeq and is a predicted model, not a curated record. NCBI's taxonomy places the organism in Eukaryota, Metazoa, Chordata, Mammalia, Artiodactyla, Camelidae.